UUGUCUCUCUGACAUCCUCUACAUCUGUCUUCACAAGUGACAACGCACUACGAGAAAAGAGUCAGCUCUUGACUUCUCCUUUCCCAGGCAGCCACAAUCUCAUCUUCAUUCAGAAAACCAUGAGUCCUGGAAGACAGAGGCCUAGUGCUGCCGAGAAACAUCCUGCCGCCACCGCUACUCAUUCCCGGCAGUCCCCGCGGAUCCUGGUGGUAGACAUCCAUCCCCCGCAAUGGGACCACACCUGCCACAAACUCUGUGAAGCCCUGGAAAAUGUCUUCUGCUUAGCCUGCAGCUUGACCGGCCCACCCCGCAUCCCUUCAUUCAGCCUCUAUGUAGUCCAGAACCAGCAGGAAUGCCUGCUGCCCUUUGUGGCUGUUAAAGGAGGCUUUGCUCGGCUCCAGAGCUGCAUCGCAGAGCUUUGUGCCUUGCCGAGGGAAGGGGUGUUCCCGCCAAAGGAGGACGCUGUGGUUCAGGCAGUGCUGGAUGGACUACAGCAGUUUAAACAGUACACUGGUCAAGGCAUGGCAGGAGCCUCUCUGAGCAGCUCUUCUGUGGAGAUUACAGUCCUGACUAGCCAGCCCAGCAGACAAGUGGCCAACCAGCUGGAUGCUGGCUUGCAGGGUAUUGACUUGGUUAGCCUCCACCAACUGCAGGUGGUUGAGAUUUCCCAGAGGGAAGUCCAGGAACUCUCCGGUGCCGAGUGGGGCAGAGAAGGACCCAGCAGCAGUGGUGAGAGCGCCACAAUCUUGAACACAGAGAUUGACCUACACACUGUGGAGAAUGAUGUGGUGGCCUUAGAGGAUUUUUUCAAAGCCUGGCUGCACAACCACGCUCCUGAUCAAGAGCACCUUCAUCUCCUCCUGCCCGCUGGGACCAUCAGCUCCUCUGCUGCACCUAGCACCGAUCCAGCAUGGGUGAAGUGUGAUGUCCGGGAGAGAUUUCUCAGUCCUGCCCAGCUUCCUGCAGCUUGCGAUGGUGGAACAGCAAGAAUGGACAAUGCCGCCAGUCCGUUCUGGAUGGUGUCUGGCCUGGCCCCACGCAGACUGAGAGUCCUCAGGGCACUGAAGGCUGAUGGGGUAUGUGCGUCAGUGCUUUCCGGUCUCCCACUGGUCAUCAGGCCCACGAGCUGCUGGCAUCUGAGCUGGGAUGAACUGGAGGCCAACCAGCAGAGUUUCCAGGCACUCUGCCAUUGCCUACGGAAGCGGGAAUGGCUGCUGCUGGCCAAGUACGAGAGCCAGGGUGGGCCAGAUCUCAGCAGAGGCCUCUCGGCCAGCACCUUCCAAGUCCUGCUUCCCUCGGACUCCUCCACGCUGCUGCUGCACCCAGUGGUGGCCCGAGAGCUGCUUCUGCCUUGCAGCUUUCCUCUCCUCCCUGCUGACCCCCCAGAAGCAGCGCUUGCUAAAAUGGAGGGCAUCCUCAGCAGCUUGGAGCUGGAGGCAAGCUACGAUCCCCUGCAGGCGACCAGUCAUCU
Python bivittatus (Burmese python) is the source of this 1471-nucleotide messenger RNA. NCBI's taxonomy places the organism in Eukaryota, Metazoa, Chordata, Lepidosauria, Squamata, Pythonidae. The record is from RefSeq and is a predicted model, not a curated record.